AUGAGUAUUUCAACCAUUAAAAUAUACCUUAAUCGGGCUCUCGAGAACCUUGACUCGCCAUAUCGAGUCAAUGAGGUUGAACCCGACUUACAACAGGCGGAGCAACGCCUCCCUAAUAUCUCCCCAGAAGAUGCGGCUCCGCUAAUCGCACAAAUUGCUGAUAUUCGAGCCAAAUUGGAGAAUGUGGUCAGCCCGGCGGAUGCACGUCAGGUUAACGCAGCUCAAGGUAAAAUCCGCCAGGCUCGCGACUUCAUUGAAACGAAUCAUGGUAAUCUCAACCAAUCUGCUAAAGAUCACGUUGAGGAACUAUUCCAAGGCGCUAUUCAGUUUCUUGACCAGAUCACGGAUUUGCGCAAAGCAGAUAAGUUGAAAGCUCCAAUACUCGCCGAAAUAGACGCCAUCCGCACCCAAUACGGGAGUAAUCGUGCUCCUGCCCCGGUUUAUUACCCCCCGCCCCCUUUCCCUCCUCCCGCUCCGAAGCCUGCCCCGUCUCAAAACUUUCCCCAUGCGAAGAACAAAGUUUUUUGGGCCAAAGAAUAUUUUAAUACGCCUGGCCGCAUCGAACAAACGGAACCCGAACUGGCUCAGGCUGAACAGCUACUCGAGGGCGAUGCAUCUCAGGAGGCUGAUGCCCUCCGCGCAGAGAUUGCGGCGCUUCGAGACAAUUUAGCCGACAUAGUGAUGCCCGCAGAAGAGGCAUAUAUCCGUUCUGCUCAACGAGAUGUUCAGGGUGUUCGUGAUUAUAUCGACCGGCAACGGGAAUUUUUAGAUAGAGCCGAUACAAAACAAGAACUCGACCGUCAGUUGCAGAAAAUCAUCGAGGAGGGACUUAGUAGAAUCAAGCAUCCUCGGAAGGCAGAUCAGCUCAAGGCCCCGAUCUUGGCAGAGAUCGCUCUUAUCCGCUCGCAGCUGAAUAUUGUUCCUUCUACAUAUCCACAGACUCCACAACCACUGAUAGGACCGGCGUGGGCCCAAACCUGGGGUCAGAGUUUGGUUCAGGCUCAGGCUCAGGCUGUUCCCCAAGCUUCACCCCGUAUUGAUUUGAAUGCUCUAUCCUUUGAUGACCGAGACCGUCUUAACCGUGCGAGGAGGGGCAUUGCGCAGGCCCGCAACAAUAUUGAAUCUGGUCGAACGGAGGGCGUUGAGAAUUUAUUCUUCGACGCAACGAACAUACUAGCUCCCGUCAGUAAUGCACACAAAAACCAUCUUGUCGCGGAGAUUGAACAACUUCGCAGGGACUUAGAAGCCACUCGGUUCGCGGAGAGUACCCGUAUUAUCACUGGGGAUCUUGACCGCAAGCUUCAAAAUAUUGAGAUGGACGUCGAGGCGCCCGACCGGCUCCAAUAUAGCGUCAUCUCGUUCAAGCAGCGGUUCGAGCAGGAUGAUGUUCGGCGAAUUCUGACCCCAAAUACAUACCGCGACUACGAAAGCCGGCUUGCUAAUGUGCUCGCUGCCGGUAACGCCCAGAUCAAAACUGAGAAGCUAAAUCGCGCCAAUCCGGCAUUACAGAGGCUCCAGGACAAACUCUCCACCAAUCCUUUUACGAGCCUCCAGCAGUACGAAGCCAACCGCGUUGAUAGUGAACUGCGGAGCAUGAAAUGGCAGGUCGAGAAGGAAAUUAACGAGCUGCCCGAGGAUGAUCCGGACCGCCUGAGGAUCUACGAACUGCUCAAAGAUACCGACGACAAGUUUGCAGCAUACUCCAAUGAGUGGGCAAAAACUGGUAUCCACGAUGCAGUCAAAAGAGAGUGGCAGAUGGUCCGUGAUGAAGUUCAGGGGUGGGAGCAAGAAUUACAUAGCCCCAAUACUCAGGUUCUUGAGGACCCGGAGCCCUCGAUGUCCCGGACCCGUCUUGCUAUCCAUCGCGCCUACUACUACCUCCAUAAAGAUACAUCUGCUCAGCGAACUCGGGACGAGAAUCCUGGGGACUCUGUCAUCGCUGCCGUUGACCGCGAGGCAGAACAUGUUCUUGAAGCCGCGGGGACCAAGCUGAGUUCUGCUUAUUAUCAAAUUAUAGAAGCAGCAGAGCAGAUAGAGACACCCGUUGGCGAUAGAUGGCUUCAAGACAAGCCCGGGUAUCUUAUUACCAAUGCCCAAACAACUUUCGAGAAUACGAAAUUCUGCGAGCCCGUUGUUGAUUGUAUUCGGGCCCUUGAUCAACGUUGGAAGGAUGAAUUAGAGGCCGUUCACCUCGGUAGAGAGAAACUCGGCGAGAAGCUGUCCUCUGAGGCAAUUCAAAAAUGGCCUUCAAUCGUCGCAGCUAUCCCCUCCAUUGUUUCUUAUUUUGACCCGUCUUCAGCUAAGCCCGGAGACACGGUCCAUUUUAACGGAGUUUACAAUCGGGCUGGGUGGGACUUUGAUGGAAAUCAAUACGGUUUCUCAAUGCGCUACAAUGGGGUACCUUUAGGGGGCAUCUACGAGCCGUAUAUAAACAAAGCUCUUGAUUAUGCAGCAUAUCAACUAAAGUUGACAAUCGACGAUCACAAGGAAUGGGACUUGGUCGGUAUCAUCCUAGGGCCGGGAUCAAUUAAUCAAAGAACAAAGAGGACAAUUCGUAUAGGGAUGCAUACUGAAGAGGUCGAGGAAUGGCUUCCUGAGGGUUGCCUUCGGCUUUGCAUCAUUGCUUUGCGAGCUGGUCCUGUUGUUGUCGGGCCGUAG
Messenger RNA from Orbilia oligospora ATCC 24927, 2658 nucleotides. RefSeq lists its product as uncharacterized. The record is from RefSeq and is a predicted model, not a curated record. Bases 1 to 2658 code for a protein of 885 amino acids. NCBI's taxonomy places the organism in Eukaryota, Fungi, Ascomycota, Orbiliomycetes, Orbiliales, Orbiliaceae. The transcript is spliced from 2 exons.